GAAAAAACCCCAAGACCUUUCCAAGCCAGCAGGCAACAGCGCACCAAUCCCGACGCGAAUCGCCCAGAACGCGAGGCGGAAUUUCCCAUCCUCUUGGACCCCCCCCCCCCCCCCCCCUCUGUUCUUCCUCCUUCCCCCGCUCCUCGUCCACACGCUCCGCUCCGAUUCCGCCCGCGUCCGCGGACCCAGAUCCGGCGCCCGCGCCCAUGGCGACGCGCAGGCGAAUGCUCCUCAAGGUCAUCAUCCUCGGCGACAGCGGGGUCGGCAAGACCUCGCUGAUGAACCAGUACGUCAACAACAGGUUCAGCAACCAGUACAAGGCCACCAUCGGCGCGGAUUUCCUCACCAAGGAGGUCCAGAUCGACGACCGCCUCUUCACACUGCAGAUAUGGGAUACGGCAGGACAGGAGCGGUUUCAAAGUCUUGGUGUGGCAUUUUAUAGGGGAGCUGACUGCUGUGUUCUUGUAUAUGAUGUCAACGUAUCCAAGUCAUUUGAAAAGCUCAACAACUGGCGUGAGGAAUUCCUAAUUCAAGCCAGCCCAUCAGACCCAGAGAAUUUCCCAUUUGUUGUGCUUGGUAACAAGAUCGAUGUUGAUGGUGGUAACAGCCGGACUGUUUCUGAGAAGAAGGCUAAAGCAUGGUGUGCUUCAAAGGGAAACAUCCCCUACUUUGAGACGUCGGCUAAAGAGGGCUUCAAUGUAGAGGCUGCAUUUGAGUGUAUAGCGAGGAAUGCUGUAAAAAAUGAGCCAGAAGAAGAUAUGUAUCUUCCUGAUACGAUUGAUGUUGGGGGCGCUGGAAGGCAACAGCGUUCGUCAGGUUGUGAAUGCUAGAAGAUAUGGAGCACUGCGAAUUGCUCGGUUGGUUGGUCUGAUUCUCUAGGGCUUGUUGUUUGGGUGGCCUGUGUCAUCAUUUCAUAUAUGUAUUUAGUUUGCAAAACUGCUAUUUGUGGACACUGGAUAGUUUGGAAGUCUGCAUGCGGGUGCUUAUUGUCGACUCCCGUGUAGAUGCAGAGAACUCAUUUGUAACUGCCGUUUCGGUGUUGUAUCGUAUCUGCGCUAGAUGCUAGUGUUGUAACGCUUUUGAUUGUUGAUGGAUUGCAUAUAUGUACUGUAUUUGUACAUGAACAGAACGUAGUGCCCAUUUUCAUAGUGUUCAAUUGUUGGUUGGUUUGGUAUUGUUCUUU
Zea mays is the source of this 1183-nucleotide messenger RNA. RefSeq lists its product as uncharacterized. NCBI's taxonomy places the organism in Eukaryota, Viridiplantae, Streptophyta, Magnoliopsida, Poales, Poaceae. Gene Ontology annotation, cellular component: vacuolar membrane. The record is from RefSeq and is marked validated. Gene Ontology annotation, molecular function: GTP binding; GTPase activity.